GCACAAGGGAGGGAAGGAGGCUGGGCAGGUGUUGCAAUCGGCAGCCCCUGGGCCUGUCAGAGACUGAGCCAUUAACGACAGGGCUGGGGAGAGAAGCCGGACUGCGGCUGUUUUCAGGAACUUGCCCUCCAGAGGAGCGCGGAGACCAAGGAGACCAGGCGGGCUCCCGCUACAGGCUCCAACAUGGGGAAACCAAGAUUCAGAAAGGUGCAGUAACUUCUCCACAGUCACAAAGCCGGUGAACACCAAACUGGCACGCUAUGGCAGGGCUAGGAACCUGGAGCCUGACCGUGGCUGCCCUGAUUGUCCUGCUGCUCCCUAGAAGCCUGGAGGAAUGUGGGCGCAUCAGCCUCCCCACCCCCACUGUCCACCUGGGGGAUCCCAUCACAGCCUCCUGCAUCAUCAGCCCGAACUGCAGCCACCUGGACCCUGAGUCACAGAUUCUGUGGAAACUGGGAACAGAGCUUCAACCUGGAAAGAGGCAGCGACGUCUGGCAGAUGGAAGGCAGGAAUCCACCAUCACCGUGCCCCGCCUCAACAGCCCCCGGGUCCUUCUCUCCUGCUGCGUGCGCUGGGGCACCAGCUUACAGAUCCUGGACCAGGCUGAGGUGCAGGCAGGCUACCCUCCCGCUGCUCCCCACGACCUGUCCUGUCUCAUGAACCUCACAACCAACAGCCUCAUCUGUCGGUGGGAACCAGGACCCAACACCCACCUGUCCACCCACUUCACACUCAAGAGCUUCAAGAGCCGGGGAAACUGUCAGACACAAGAGGACUCUAUCCUCGACUGCGUGCCUAACAAUGGGCAGAACCACUGCUCCAUCCCACGAAGACACCUCCUGUUGUACCAGAACAUGGGCAUCUGGGUGGAGGCUGAGAACGCCCUAGGGACCAACAAGUCCCCACAGCUGUGCCUCAUUCCCAUGGAUGUCGUGAAGUUGGAACCCCCGACACUGUGGGCCCUGGCCCCCAGCCCUGAGGUGGCCCCACCCCAGCCAGGCUGCUUGCUGUUACGCUGGGAGCCAUGGAAGCCGAGCCUGUACAUAGAACAGAAAUGUGAGCUGCGCCACCAGCCACAGCUUGGAGAAACCAGCUGGGUCCUGGUGGGCCCCCUGCUCUCCCAGACCCUCCAGUAUGAGCUCUGCGGGCUCCUCCCAUCCACAGCCUACGCCCUGCAGAUGCGCUGUACCCGCUGGCCCCUGCCUGGCCAAUGGAGCGACUGGAGCCCUAGCCUGAUGCUGACCACUGCGCAACAGGCCCCCAUCGUCAGACUGGACACAUGGUGGCGACAGAGGCCAUUGGACCCCAGGACGGUGGCCGUGCAGCUGUUCUGGAAGCCAAUGCCCUUGGACAAAUACAGCGGGCAGAUCCAAGGUUACCUGGUCAGAGCUCCGAACCAGACUGAGGCAGUCCCCCCACUCUGCAACACCACAGAGCUAAGCUGCACCUUCCACUUGCCCUCGGAAGCCCGGGCAGUGGUCCUUGUGGCCUAUAACACAGCCGGGACCUCUAAUCCCAGCCCAGUGGUCUUCCUGGAGAGCACAGGCCCACCCCUGGUCAGACUCCACACCGAGGCUCGAGAUCCCCACAGCCUCUGGGUGGGCUGGGAGCCGCCCAGCCCUCAGCCUCGGGGUUAUGUGAUUGAGUGGGGCCUGGGUCCCCCCAGCCCCAGCGGCAGCAAUAAGAGCUGGAAGAUGGAGCAUAACGGAAGCAUUUCUGGGAUGCUGCUGCAGGAGAACAUCAGGCCCUUUCAGCUCUACGAGAUCACUGUGACCCCCCUCUACCAUGACACCGUGGGACCCUCCCAGCACAUCUAUGCCUACUCCCAAGAGAUGGCCCCCUCCCACGCCCCAGAGCUGCAUCUAAAGCACAUUGGCAAGACCUGGGCCCAGCUGGAGUGGGUGCCCCAGGCCCCUGAGCUGGGGAAGAGCCCCCUUACCCACUACACCAUCUUCUGGACCAAUGCUCAAGACCAGUCCUUCUCCACUGUCCUGAAUGCCUCCUCCCAUGGCUUGGUCCUCCACGGCUUGGAGCCUGCCAGCUUGUACCAUGUCCACCUCAUGGCUACCAGCAAGGUCGGGGCCGCCAACAGUACGAGCCUUACCCUGAUGACCUUGGCCCUAGAGGAGUCUGAGCUGCAUGUCCUCCUGGGCCUGUUUGGCUUCCUCCUCUUAUUCACCUGCCUCUGUGGGGCCGCCCGGUUCUGCUGCAAACCCAGCAGGAAGAAUCCCCUCUGGCCAAGUGUCCCAGACCCGGCCCACAGCAGCCUGGGCUCCUGGGUGCCGACCAUCAUGGUGGAGGAGACCUUCCAGCUGCCCAGCCUUCGGGACCCCGGCAUGCCACCCAUCACCAAGAUCACGGUGCUGGAAGAAGAAGAGAAGAAGCCAGGGCCCUGGGAGUCCAAUGACAGCUCAGGGACCUGUGGCCUCCCCACCCUGGUCCAGGCCUAUGUGCUCCAAGGGGACCCAAGAGCACCUUCCAACCAGCCCCGGCCCCCAUCUAUCACCAGUGACCAGGUCCUUUACGGGAAGGUGCUGGGCAGCCCCACAGACCCAGGUCCAGGGCAUUACCUCCGCUGUGACUCUACUCAGCCCCUCUUAGGGAGCCUUAGUCCCAGCCCCAAGUUUUAUGAGAACCUCUGGUUCCAGACCACCCCCCUUGGAAGCCCAGAGCCCCUCGUCCCCAACCAGGAGGAUGACUGUGUCUUCGGGCCACUGCUUGACUUCCCCCUCCUACAAGGGCUCCAGGUCCAUGGGGUAGAGGGGCUGGGGGGCGUCUAGCGUUCCCCACCUGGGCCUGCCUCUUGAAAGGCCUGGGCCGUCCAGAGGAGAGGAGAGUGUAAGUCCAUCAUGAAAAAAUCACGUAGCUCCAGAAGGGCAGAAAGGCUACCAGGAUCUCUCUAUCUCUGGUCCUCAGCACCCUUCCUCAAUCUCCCCAGACCCCACUGGGCCUCUCACUUUAGUGGCCAGAGAAUGUUUUGUUCAACACUGCCCACUAACCUCUUGUGCUUAUUUCCUAUAAUUUCAGUCUCUUAAACUGGUUCAUGGUUUGGUUUGGUUUGGUUUGAUUCUGAGAAACUCUUGAGUGUGCCUACGCUUCUGUUCCUUGUCUUUUCAGGGCCUAGCAGUGAUGGGGGUACUUAUCAGAAGUAUUCAUUUGUGUACUCCUUCCUUCGCUCAUUCAUUCUAUCAGCCCUUACUUAGCAUGGAGGCCCUGCGCUGGAAGCAGGGACUCAAAAAAUGAUUUGGUUCAGUCCACCCACAAAGGGCUCCCAUUCUAGUAGUAGAGACUUGAAGACAUUAGGGCAUAGUGGCCAGGGUUGAAGGGAGUCACAAAGGGCUGUGGGACAUGGGGAAUAGAUCUCAGAAAAGACUAAGCCCUGUUGGAGUAGAUAUAAUUAAAAACAAAAUCUGCGGAGAUGCCUGGCUGGCUCAGUGGAUGGAGCGUGCUACUCUCAAUCUCAGGGUUGUGAGUUCAUGUCCCAUGUUGGGUGUAGAGAUUGCUUAAAAAAUAAAAUAAUAAAAACCACAAAAUCUCCUGCCAACCUACAAAACCACUCCAUGAGGGUAGAAGAGGACAAAAUCAGUUUUAUUACUGAAUGAACGUUAAACCAGAACGUGAUCUGCAUCACCAGCAGAUCCUCUAAAGAGCUUGAAAAGACAGAAAGAAAUCUUACCCUUGUAUAUAGCCAAGUGGAUACAGGUGCAUGGCACCAUCUGUCACACAGAGUUCAUCCUAAAUUCACCUGGUAAAUGGGGUAGCCACCCAUGUUUGCUAAUUGCCUUUAUCCCAGAGAAAACGAAAUUUCUCGUAUCUUUAUGAGAAGAGGCAGGUUGGCAAUUUAGAGCCCGGCAGAAACCGGGAGACAGAGGCACUGUCUUCCUUAACGACUGCAUUUCAAGAGAUGAUGCCUAGAUCCCUGAGAAGAACAUUUCUGUGCUGUAAAACUGGCAAGAGGCUUAUUCAGUUUUUGGAAAGAUGUACAUAGGUCUCAAAAGGAUAGAGAAAGAAUUCACAAUUACAACUCUUCAAAAGUCAGUGCUUACGAAAAGUGAAGGGGAGGAGAGCUUUUUCCUUUUUUGCACCAAGGGAGAAUUAAAAUGUUAUUUUUAU
Lutra lutra (Eurasian river otter) is the source of this 4113-nucleotide messenger RNA. RefSeq names its product colony stimulating factor 3 receptor (gene CSF3R). The record is from RefSeq and is a predicted model, not a curated record. Lineage: Eukaryota; Metazoa; Chordata; Mammalia; Carnivora; Mustelidae. The transcript has 17 exons. Gene Ontology annotation, cellular component: membrane; external side of plasma membrane. Gene Ontology annotation, biological process: cytokine-mediated signaling pathway; immunoglobulin mediated immune response. Gene Ontology annotation, molecular function: protein binding; cytokine receptor activity. Bases 261 to 2780 code for a protein of 839 amino acids.